Letharia columbiana is the source of this 822-nucleotide messenger RNA. RefSeq lists its product as uncharacterized. NCBI's taxonomy places the organism in Eukaryota, Fungi, Ascomycota, Lecanoromycetes, Lecanorales, Parmeliaceae. Bases 1 to 822 code for a protein of 273 amino acids. The record is from RefSeq and is a predicted model, not a curated record. The transcript has 2 exons.
AUGUUGCGAGAGUCUCCGAUGGCAGAUGCUGCAGAUCACGAGGAGCAGCAGAAGCUUCGAAAUCAGCGCAAGAAGCUGGAUUCCAAGGAGGUAGAGUUCAUGGAGCAAGAGUUUCAGAAGUGGGCAGAUGAAUGCCAGAAGCUGCAGAAGAAGAAGAAGAAGAGCACGAUGCACAAGCAGACGCAGAAGAAGAUUGCCGUCGUCGAGCCGAACAGCUUCGACGAGAUGAUCGACUCGGUCGACACGCUACUAUCAUCACUCACACCACCCACAACAGAGACAUCCUCGCCCACCAAAACAUCCAACACCACUACAACCACACACCCAUCCCCACCAACAGCGUCCACGAUCCAGAUCGCCGAACUCGACGCCUGUGAAACCGCCAUCACAAAACCAUCCCUCCCGUACCUACACCCCGCGCGCAAAAGUACACGUGCCCACGACCACCGCGACUCCACCCCACCCCCACCCCCACCCCUCACCUUCACCACCGCCCUCCACUCCAACCCCCCCACACGCACCGACCUCGCCUUCGCCCGCAACCUCAGCACCGCCCACCACUCCGACCAGGACCAGCGCACCAUCGCCACGAAACCCCAGCCCAGCAGCGCCCCGACUCUGACCGCGGUGACGCACCACGGCGGAAAGACCAACGUGUUCAAAGCCGCCAUCGGCGCCAUGACACGGCGCCGCGGUGGUAAGAAGAGGGCGGUGAUCGAAGCCGCCGUUGAUGUGGUUGCGAGACGGCGGGGUAAGGGGGCUGCGGAGAAGAAGAAGGGGAGGAUGGGGGGGGAUGGGGUUGUCGUUUUCCGAGGCUGUUGA